AUGGAUUUUCACCACGAAGCUAGCAAUCAUGGCUCCGGCCAGUCCAUCGAACCUGACUCAACUGCCACGAUACCUGUUGAUAAAGCUUUGGCUAGCAAGAAAUACCGCGAUCUCGUGAUUCGUGAAUUGGUGGAGACGGAGCGACGCUACGUCCACGGUCUUACCCAACUUUGUGACUUGAAAAAUGUCAUUGAACAGCACGAUUUACUCUCGCGCGAUGUCGUCCAAGAGAUCUUCUUCAGCCUUGACGCAGUCCUUAAAUUCUGCAACACCUUUCUCCUCAAAAUUGAAGAGAUGAGUCUACUGCAGCCCGAAGAUACACAAAGAUGGGGCUCUUUGUUUGCAACAUCCGAAGAGGCUUUCGGUGUCUACGUACCGUACAUCGGCAAUCAACGACAGGCAAAAGCCGCUGCUCGGCGAGAGUUUGACAAAAUCUCGCAGAUUGAUCAUCCACUCGCCAUCGACAUCAACACAUUAGAGAUGUUUAUCAUGUGGCCACUACCGAGACUUGUCAAGUAUCCACUUUUGCUCAAAGACCUUCGUGACCGGACUGGGGCGAACGACGAGGCACAAGCAGAUCUCACGUCUGGUAUCGAGGCCAUAGAUCGAGUGAUUGAGAAAUUCAAUGCGGCUAUCGAUCUCGACCUCCGCAACGAGGCUUUAGAUUACUUAUAUGCUAGGCUAGAAGACUGGAAAGACCUCCGAUUUGACAGUCUUGGAGAACUCGUAAUAUUUGGAACGUUCCCUGUUCUUAGGGGUGCUUUGAAAAGACAAUACAAAGUCUAUCUCUUCAAGCGCUUUUUACUCUUCUGCGUCGAGGACAUCUCUCCCACCUCCCGAGAUGAACCUGUGUCUAGUCAGAAGCCUGAGAGCAGAGGCAAGUAUCAGGACACAGCGGUAAGGUUGAAACUAAAAGGAUGGAUCUCGAUGAGAGACAAACCUAGGACUCUGCAAUUGCCUGAACAGGGCAAUGAUAGGAUCCAAAUAGAUUGGGUGGAGAACAACUCGUCGAAAUCCGUCGAUAUUCUAUUCCCCAACGAUUUCAUGAUGAAGAAGUGGUUUCGUGCCUUAGACAGCCUACUAAACACGCCUUCGUCCCUGUCGUCUGAGCAGGACUUGACUGAAGGCAAAACAGGGUGA
This is a messenger RNA of Cadophora gregata, 1140 nucleotides long. RefSeq lists its product as uncharacterized. Gene Ontology annotation, cellular component: cytoplasm; mating projection tip; division septum. The coding region runs from base 1 to 1140 and encodes 379 amino acids. The transcript is spliced from 4 exons. The record is from RefSeq and is a predicted model, not a curated record. Gene Ontology annotation, biological process: septin ring organization; intracellular signal transduction; establishment of cell polarity. NCBI's taxonomy places the organism in Eukaryota, Fungi, Ascomycota, Leotiomycetes, Helotiales, Ploettnerulaceae. Gene Ontology annotation, molecular function: guanyl-nucleotide exchange factor activity.